Molecule: messenger RNA, 366 nt
Organism: Plasmodium inui San Antonio 1
Lineage: Eukaryota; Apicomplexa; Aconoidasida; Haemosporida; Plasmodiidae
Exons: 1
Coding region: 1-366 (121 amino acids)
Source: RefSeq, a predicted model, not a curated record
AUGAUUCCAGAUAGAAAGAAAAGGAAACAGAUAGAUCAGAAUAUUACGGAAGAAGAAAUUCUAAUAAGGAAGCAUGACAUCCAGUACAACAUAUCAACGAGGAUGCACCCAGAAUGGCUUCUUCACAAUGAUGUGACCUCAAGAAAAAUUUUCACAAUAAUCGCGGCAAAAGAAUAUCUUCAGAAGGACCAGACAAAAAAACGUCGGGAAGCUAGCAGGAGAAGAAAAAAUCUUCAUAAGGAAAAUAAGGAACGGAACAACAUCUUUACAAUGUCCCGGAAAAGGGGCAUCUUCAUAGAGAAAAUCACACCCAAAAGAAUAUCUUCAGAAUGCCGCCAAAAAGGGUACAUCAUAAUAAAAAAAUGA